AUGGUCGCGGUGGUGAGAAGUUUGAAGGACUCAGGGCUCGCUGUGACGGUUGUGGACGGGGACAAGCGGUAUACCUUGAUCCCAAAUGGAGAGAUGGCGCAGCGAGUUAGCACCGGUUGUCAAGAUACAUUAAAUUACCAUUGCAAUUCUAGUGCUCAAGCUGUAGAUGGCAGAUACACUAGUACCUAUCAGGCCGCGCAUUGUAAUAUGAGUCCUACAUCUCCUACUGUGCAGGUUGAUGAAUUCCCUCCACAAAGACCCAAGGGUUGCGCCCGGCAUGGUAAUUUUGAAGUUGGCGGUGCAGGCAGUGGGGAAGCGCACAUUCCUGUUAAGAAACCUCCAGUAAGCCAGUGUGCAGCCGGGACAGACAAAGGGGCGCCAGGCUGCAACUGCUCUCCACAAAACUCUUUCGCAAGCCGCCAGUUCGUCAGUUCCUUGCGGAAGUAUCCCUGCUUGUCUCCUGAAAGAUCCACUGAGAUUGUUGAAAGACUCAUCACAUAUUCGCCGACUAAACAACUAUCAGGCCAGUCUACCCACCGUACCCAAUACUCUCCUACUCGACUAUCGGAUGACUACUACGCUCAGGAUCGCGUCAAAAGCCCCACUAAGAGUACCCGAGAUACUCCCGGUGAACAUGACAUCGCCACUAGAAUAAAGAAGAUUGAAAGAUCCACUAGAGAGAAAAGACUUGAGUCUGCCGGUGUCAAUGGAGACUUCAAAAUACCGAGGGAGUACGAAGUGAGAUAUAUAAAGGAGAUACCGAAACGUGUUACAAAUUGCGCAAGAGUUCCCAACAGAUCCACUAAUAUGUCUCCUACGCCUAAAGGAGACCUUAAAGCAUAUGACCAACCAAACAAUUUCGUUACCUCCGUGGACACUGAAAGUCAAGCGGCCGUUAUGAUGGUGUCCAGAGAAGUGUCUACAGUAACAAGACCUGCACCUUCUAGAAGAACUGUAGCUGUUCCUCUCACCCCAUCACCAUCAGCUGCAAAAGACGCAGGUGAAUGCAGCUGCGUCCCAUGUUCCUUUUCCCUAGACUUAAAAUUUAGUAAAACUAUAUUAAGUCGUUCAAAUUUUCUACUUGUUUCUCCUAAAUCUGUUCAAACUAUCUGCAGUUGUAUAGAACUUAGAAACAAUCAUAGUAUUGUGAGUGAUGAUAAAAGAAGUAAGUCCCAUCAUCAUUUGAGAAUCACUUAUGAUGAUUUCAGGUGGGAUGCUUUAGAGCUACUUGAAGAAAUGUCAUUUAAUUGUAUAAAGAAACCACGAGCAUGUCAUAAAUUAAUUGACAAAGGGUUAGACGUAGAUAAAUAUAAGACUGAAGGUAAAAACAGUUACAUAGUAAAUGUAGAAGGCACUAAUUAUUGUAAUAAUGCAAAGUGUAUUGAUAAGUUUUGCAAAUCAAACAAAGGAAACGACCAAAUUGAAUCACCGUGGGUAAUUUUAGAACAGAAACUUGAUAACGUUAUUAAAAAUUGGCUAAAUAAACUCAAUUUACAAGUCAAGAACCUUUUAGAUAGGUCUGCCAAAAGAGAUUCUAUUUUAAAUUCUACUGCAAAUGAAAUAAAAUCACUUGUUUUAAAUGAAUACCUAUCAGAAAGUGAAUUAAAAUCAGAAAUCUUGAAAGUAAUGGAAGGAAUACCCUUUUAUGACUGUAGCAACAUGAAGACAAAUUUGAACAAACCAACUGAUGUUCUAUUAAAUCAAAUUCACAGUUUAACCACUCAAGUUGGUGAGAAGAAAGCAAGUCAACAAACUGAAUUGAAUCAAAAUAAUAAGAAAAAAACUAGUCUAACCGACAGUAAUGUUAAAAACCUAAUAGAAGAUGUUUUACUUGAGUUUUUAGAGAAAUCAGGUAAACAUAUGAGUGUUGAUCAAAUUCUGAGCAUUGAAGACGAGUUGGUUGACGUUCUAGUUGAUUCAAUUGACUAUAUAAGGUAUGGCAUCGAUUCUCAUAUCAGAUUAGAAGUCCAGAAUACAGUCAUGCAUGUAGGCGAAAUAACAAACCAGGAAGCUUAUGUUAUAACCAAGAAAUUGUUACAUAGAUUACAAGAAAUUUUAAAUGAUGAAUAUUGCCGGAAGACUUACACAAUUUUUCCUGUUCCUUGCAAUAAAGAUAACACAACCAACAAUACAAACAAAGAUAAUGAUAGUAUAUUACCUAUUGAUGAAGAAGAUUUGAAGGUUAAUUUAGACCAUUAUACUAGUCAGAUUAGUGAACAAAUAAACGAAUGGUUGAUUAGGUUGAAUCUGGGCCAGUUCCAAGAUAAGGCUCUGAGACAAGUAGUAGCAAAUGAUUUGGCAGGAGAAAUAAUUGACAGGCAUAAUUAUUUGGAGCUAAACCCAAAUAGCCGCGGAACGGAUGUUGAUGAAUUAGAACAAUUAAAGUUCCAGAUAUUUAAAUGGAUAAAUAAGUUAGUUGGGGAAUCCGUUUCUGUGGCUAUAGAUCACGCUCAAGACUUAAUGGAUAAAAUUAGGAGUGUACCAGUUCCAAUGUUGGUAGACCCUCAGAGGAUGCCGAAGGUUAAAUAUUCAAUUACAAAUAUUACCAAUAAGCAAUGUGAGUCUAUGGUAUCUCAGCACAACUGUAACUCAACAAGAUCUCAUGGAGAAAAAGAAUUAAACAUUGCUAAACCUGAAGGGGAUUCUGUGCACCCAUCCCGUAGAGAAAGACUAAAUCAUUCUGGUCAUGAUACACAAAACGAAAGUAAUAUGAGAAGUACUCAUGAAAGACAGACCACAAAUCAGAGCGCUUAUAGCCACCCACAACAUACAAGAAAAGAAAGUCAAUCUAAUUAUACCCAAGAUGGAAAUGUCUGGGUAAACAACCAGUCUGAUUAUAAACCUACAUCAGAUAACAGAAAUAGCAUCCAAAAAACAGAGACGACGCCAAAAGCAUGUCAGCAACUACAACAGUCCCCAAAGUCGAUUACUAUUCCUCCAUGCUGUACGGGAAAAGAAAUAUCUCUGGUUGCUGCAACACUCAAAAAACUAAACGAAGAAUACGAUAAUUACGUUCAGCAGUGGUUACUGAGUAUACCAAUCCCUGCUACAAAUCCAGAAGAACAAAAGAAUGCUGACCUUGCAAGAUUAAAUAUCUAUAGCGGGAUAUGGAAAGCAAUAACAAAGUUAAAAUUUGAUCCCAAAAUUUACAACAAUCCCUAUUAUUAUCAUGAUGUUUUGGAUGAUGAAAUAGAAAAAUUGCUACAAACACUUCCAAAUACAAAAGAAUUACUACUGAUAAAACAUAAGCUAAAAGAGCAGUUGAUUCAAAAUACUGUAAAUAUGAAUGAAGAAGUUAAGGCUGCAGCAGCUCUUUCAUGUUACAAACAACAACUUUUAGAUAAUUUAGACAAUCAUUUACCAAAAAAAUCCAAAUUGAAAAUAGAAGAAGAACUCAAUAAAAAUGACCUUAUUGAUGAUUAUCUACUCUUUACAACAUACAAACAGGACAAUGACGUAACAGGUAACGUUUAUAGAAAUAGCUUUUUAAAAAACAUUGAGAAAUUAGCAGAUAGUGUCAAAAAGAACCACGGUGAAGAAUUUAGGAAUAUUGAUUAUCAAACCUAUGUUAACGAGUUAAUAAAUGCAGUGAGUAAAGUUCCAGUUCCAGAUAGUGAUGCGAUCAAAGAAGAAGCUUGUGAAAUUCUAAUACAAAAGGAAGUAGACAGCUGGCUAACAGACCUACCGUUAAAGGCUAGUAUUAAUCCUAUAGAAAAACGGAGUCUAAGAAAUGUUUUGGCAAACAAAAUUAGUGACAUCGGGAAACGAAUGAAUUUAUCGGACUGUAAUGCAAGAAAAGAGUUACAAACAGUGUUGCCUAAAUACUUAGUUAAACUUCCUUUAAAUAACAACGCUGAUCUCAAGUUCCUAAUAGAAGAACUAGUGAAUAGAUUAAGAAAAAUGCCAAAACAAAUCGGGAGAAAGUCAGUGUCGUUUCAAAUGCCGCAAAAUUAUGAAGACUUUAGCAGGCACAUGCCAGGCUGUUCUAGCUUCUUAGGACCUUCUAGAAUAAUUGAUGAGAGUUCAUACAUGAUCAUUGCAGGCGAAAUAGUUACAAACCCGGAGCCGAAAAACUGGAUAAAUUUCAAACAGCCGCCUAUACCUGAAGAGCAAUGGGAAUCACUGGAACAAACUGCAGCCCCAUCGGACAUGCUCGACUGGUCUCAACGACCUUCAAGAGAUAGUGAAAACCACUAUGAAAGUUCACCACCUGUAAAUACGUCAGCGGCACGUGGUCAGCCGGAGUCGAAAAACUGGAUAAAUUUCAAACAGCCGCCUAUACCCGAAGAGCAAUGGGAAUCACUGGAACAAACUGCAGCCCCAUCGGACAUGCUCGACUGGUCUCAACGACCUUCAAGAGAUAGUGAAAACCACUAUGGAAGUUCACCACCUGCAAAUACGUCAGCGGCACGUGGUCAGCCAACAGCAAAUGAAUUUCCUGAGAAUAUGAACAAUUCCCGGAAUAUUUCUUAUACGAGUAAAUAUGCCGAACCUGAUGCUUAUGUACAAAAUUCACGAAAUUUACUAUCAUUGUCAAGAAAAAACUCAAGCACGCCCAAAGUACAACAUAAACCUAGACUUCAACAAAUGGCAGGAGCUGGUUUAGGAGUUCUUGGCACUAGUCAAGUUGCGGGUUCUAGUGGGGUAAGUGCCUGCAAUAUUCAUGGCUCCGUUCAGUCACCCAGGGAUAUCAAUAGCCAUAAAGAACCUAAACGUUCUUUAUCCCCGGCCACUAAAGAUAUAGACACAGAAAAAUGCGAGUUUUACCUCUCCACUGAUAGCAAAGGUAUCAAGCAAAUGAUAGAUGAAAAAAAGAAAAGGGAUACUCCACGACAGUCAGAUGCAGAAACUAUAACUUGUCCAUAUGAAAUGGGUCCAAUUUUGAACCCAGUAGAAUGUGCAGGCGGUUGUCACUACAUACCGAAGGAAAAUAAUUUUCUGUAUCAACGGAGCCAUUACUGCUUACCUAGACAGUGUGUCUUUCAAGACUUUUCUAAUGGCUCUUUUAGGUGUCAGAGGGGUCAAAGGUCGGAUGAUUUGAGAUGCGACACGGGAAAGAACCGUGAUCGCCAGGAAUCAAGAUACUCAAUAACCUCUGUUCAAAAAUCUCACCCUACAAACAUCAUAAAAAAAUCAGAAAAAAACUUCGGAACUGUAGAAAGUGGAAAAGAUAAAUACAUUCCAAUUAAAAGACAAGAAAACGAAGACCUGAUCGAAACAUGGAAAGUCCAAGAUUUUGAAAUGUCAAGUCUUUCCAGCAAAGAGUAUUCACAAGCAGCAGAUACAAAAUUUAUUCAUACUCUAGAUGAUACAACAAAAAUUAACUUCCCAAGUUUUAAUAACCUGACACUAAGUGAAAAUGGUCUACAGAAAAAUGAUAAAUAUUUCCUGCGUAAAUCACCAAAUGUGAUUUUUGAUGUUGGUAAAGAAGUAGUAGAAUUACCACAGGUACCCGAAAACAUUAAGAAAAAGACAGUACGGCCGGGGCAUGAUACUAAUACUGUUGAUAAUACAGAGACAAAAUACUAUAGUAGACAUGUAAUCGAUAAUUUGAAGAUUGUAGUUAAAAAAUGGUUAAAAAUAUUUAACAUAAAAAGGAAAGAUGAAUUUGGUGGUCUUAUGAACGAUAGAGAUGUUUACAAUUAUUUAGUAGAAAAAUUAGAACCAAUAACUUUAGACAGAGCUGAAUCAGACACGGAUUACAAAAAAGCUUUGAAACUGAAUAUCACAAUUAUUGUGAAUGAUUUGUCUCUGUCUGAUAGCUUGAACAGUACCGUAAUAGACACUUUAGUGAAUGAGAUAAUAGCUAUUGAAGGGAAGAUUCCUAUAAGAUACAUUCAGCCGACAGAUGCAGAAAUAAAACAAUUUAUUAAAGAUGAAAUAAUUUUUGUUAUGGAUAAGUCAUGUAUGAAGAUAAAUCCUCCAAAAAUGAAAGAGCUCGAAAACAAAUUAAUAGAUAAUUUAUUAGAUCUUACAGAAAUCGAAGAUAUAAACGAUAACGUCAUGAGUCAAAUUUCAAAUGCGUUUGAAGACAUUGCCAAAAUACCUGGAGAUAAAGCAAAAUACUUUACUAAAAUCAUAUUAAUUGACUAUAAAGAUUUUUUUUUUCGUCAAAACUUUUUCUCAAGAAACGACAAUAAAAAAAUGACAGUACCUGGUGUUAACUUAGAAUUUCCAAAUAAAAUUGAUUCGACAUUAAUGAAUCAGAGAUACUUUGAACAAUAUAUAAACCAAAUAGCAAAAGAAAUUAAGAAAUGGUUUACCGAAUUAAAUAUACAAGUAGAAGACAGUGAAAUGCAUGUAAAAAAAUUGGCGUGUGAUAUAAUAGAUCGACAAAAAUUCUUGGCAAAACAUCCAAACAUGAAAGGAACUAUUUCAGAAGAACUAGAACAUUUGAAAUAUCAGAUAUUUAAAAGAACUUGCAAAUUAGUUGGAAAAAAUACUUUGGUACAUGUUGAAGAUUUGAUAAAACGAAUUAAUUUUUUACCAAACUUCAGCUUUAAUUCAGAUAACAAAUUUCUUGAAGCACCACAUAAGUGUAGUUAUGAGCAUUUGGGUCCAGUGAUGGAAUCAUUGACUAAUCUUAUCGGUAGUUGGUUCCAUAAACUACCAAUAGACGUCAAUAGCGUAGGAGACACCAGUUUCAAUAGACAACUAAUAAAUAUCUUAGCAGAAGACAUUGAAAAAUGUAUAAAUAGUAACAAACUAGGGACUAUCGAUGAGAAAAUUGAUAAAUGGGUCAAAGAAAUAUUUAAAAAUAAAUUAAGCAGUGGUCAUACUCUUCUACUGAAAAAUAAAAUUUUAGUGUGGGUAAAAAAUAAUGUCAAAAAUUGGUCAGGAGAUUCUGAAAGAGAAAAUAAUAUUAGGACCUACAAAAGUAUUAUUAAUGAUUGGAUUAAUACUUUCUCUUUACAAUUAAAUAAAGAAGAUUACUUUGUCUGUAACAGAAAUAAAUAUGUGCACGAACUAGCUACAAAAAUUUAUGAAUCUAUAAACGGUUUAACUGAUCAAUCACCCUUAGUAGAUAUUUAUAAUACAUUAAGAGAAGAUAUAUUGGAGUGGAUGAAAAUAUUGCCUUUAGAUGAACAAUCUAAUAAGUGCAGAGACAAAUAUGCUGUAAUAUUAGUAACAAACAUAAAAUUGAAUCACAUAGGAGAUGCAAACGCUACAGAAUCAAAACAAAGUGAUCAGAAAUUCCUAAUGAGCAAACUAGAGAACGCUAUGCUUGAUUGUAUAAUAAAUACACCUGAAAAUACUAAACAAAGUAAAUAUGAACGCAAUACAAUAACAUUUAAUGAUCUGUCACUAUAUCAUUCCACUCAAGAUGACUCUUUGGAAGCAAACGUUGAAGCUUGGUUAAAUAAAUUGCCCAUACGUGUAACAGAUUUUGUAUAUUUUAAAAUUAAAAAGAACACAUUCAUAGAAAAUAUAAAGCUACUACGGACUUUAGGUGCAACAGAUGAAAUUAUUAUCAAUGAAAUUAUUAAGUUCAUGAAAACAUUACCGAUGGCAAUGAUCAGGCCGCAGGAUAGCACAUAUAAAAAAGUAGAAGGAAUGGCCUUGGAGGAUGAUUAUUUGAAGACGAAGCUUACCCAUGACGAUACUGCUGAAAUGAUUGAAUUUACUAUUCAAAAGUGGGCCGAACGUUUGUCAUUACCUACAUUUAAUAAUAAAAAGAUUUCAGGACCUUAUAUGACUUCACUGAUUGACAAAGUUGUGCCAUUAAUAUGCAAACUAAUGAAACAGCUAGAACAGAAUUUAAACGAGAAGCAUUCUCAAUUAAUCCGAAAUGAAAUCAUUAAAUUUUUAGAACGAUUUCCCCAAAAAAGAAUCCCUGAACAAGCUGUAAUGCAACUAUCAAAAUGCCUUACUAGGAAGCUAAAAUGUAUUAUAAAGAAAAAAACGACUGCUGAUAUUGACUCUAUUGGAAAUAUAGGAAAAACAACAAUUGACAAUGAUGAGAUAGAAGACAAUUUAGAAAUAUAUGCAACACAAAUAGUCGAUGAAAUUAGCAAUUGGUUAAAUAAUUUCCUCCGAAUCGAAAGUGAUGAAUUUAAUGUCAUGUUAAAUGAUUUUGCUGAUGAUAUAAUAAACAAGGAGAUUUAUUUAAAUCUAAAUCCCCAGUGUCAAAGAAGUUUUCAAGGCGAGAUGGAAAAAGUUCAAUUUCAGAUCUUAGAAGAUACUCAAAAGAUUGACACAAUUACAUUUGCACAAGAUUUUGUAAAGCAAGUAAAAAAUAAACCUUGCAAAAGAUUAUUUGCAAAAGAUUCACAAGUAUAUAUGCAAUCAGGGUGCGCUGAUGCGAAGGAAGGAAAAGCUAAUACUCUUACGGCAAGACAAGAAGAUAAUGGCACCAGUGAUGGAAAAUCUACAUGUUCUCGUAGUUUUAGUGAAAUGUCACGAUCAAGAGCGGACAAUAAUAGAAGUUCUAGUGAGAUUGGUACGGAUAAUUCAGUAAAUAAUAAAAAUACUCAUGCAAGUUAUCAAAAUGCAAAAGAAUCAAUAUUUGAGAAAUAUCAAACAAUCUUCAAGAAUAAGGUUUCUGACUUACCUAUUUAUGCGCCGACUCCUGAAAGCAAACAAUUAUCUGAACUCGCAAGAACCGGAAUAUACAACGCUAUAAUGAAGACAUUUUUCACUUUAAAAUCUGAUCAAGAACUUGAAAAUGAUUAUGGAUAUUUUGAAUUAAUAUUAGAGGACAAAUUAGAUGAGAUGCUGGAUUUGCUCCCACAAACUGAAGAAAUGAAAAAAAUUAGACACGGCUGGAAAGUGAGUGUUUUAAGUAAUGCCAUUAAUAUGCUAAAAGAAAUGCAGGACGUUUCAGAUAGGCCAUCUUUUAGACAACGCCUCAAAGACGGUUUCAAUAGAAAGUUUGCAAAAAAGUUCGAACUGGAGCAGUGUUUUUUACUGCAACAAGGGUUUUUAGCAGAGAUGGCAGAAGCUUAUAUAUUAGAAACUAAAUAUAAGGAAGACGAUCCAUUGAAAGCUAACAUAUACAAGCAGCGAUUGAUGAAGAAAGUUGAUGAAAUGGCAAAUCAUUUAACAAGACAACAUAAUGUAGACUUUAGAUAUCUCAAAAAAACACAAUUAAUGCAACAUGCCAUGAAAAUAUUAGCAGAAGUUCCUAUUCCUAACGAAGAUAUUUUGAAUGACGAAGUUGAAGAAAUACUUUUGGCCGAAGAGAUAGAGCAAUGGUAUAAAGAGUUGCCGGUUACACCAUAUAUUAAUGAUUUUGAUCAAGUAUUUAGGAAACGAAUGAUGAAUAUUUUGGCACAGAAAAUACACGAAAUUGAUAAGAAUAACGGCGAGUUACAUGAUUCAAAAGAAAGGGAGAUUAAACAUGAAAUCAGUAAUUUUUUAACUGAAAGAGGUAGACUAGAACGUGACAAAGAUUUGAAUAUAAAUUUUAUGGUCGACGAAUUAAACAACAGGUUAAAAAAUCGUCGUCUCAAAGACACAACUAAUUACGAUAUAUUUGAAAAAAAGAGGCCAGUGAGCUCAACUUUUGCAAAAUUAGAUAAUACCGAGAUAUUAGCCCCAUUAAUCGACGCUUCGACUGAUACCAUAAAUCAAUCAUAUCAAACGAGGGACCAACGGCUCGGACACGGGCCAACACUCAGGUCUAAUCAACAGCCUCGCCAAGGUCAUGUGUGUUGCCCCCAACAUCAAAAUAUCGGUCAAGAUCAACUAUCAGACCAAAAACCUGUGCCAUACUCGAAUGGCAUACCAUUUCAAUGGCCCGCAGAACCAGAUAAAAGUACAGAAAAUGUAGCCCAAGAUAGCCAAGCUACUGGAAUACCCAGAAUUGAUAUCGAGUUUGAUCCAGGUCACCAGUAUAACAUUAAGUCAUCUUCACCCCUAAGAGGCAAUUCUCUUAAAAGCAACCUAGAAAUGAACCGAGUAAACCGUCAGGGAAGACAACGAGAGAAUAUUCAAGAAAGAGGCCAUCACGAAAUAGGUGUAGGUCCCCAUCAAUGUCAAUGCCGUACAUCCCAAAGAACAGAUGCUCGCGGAACAAAAUCCUUGUCACCAAAAUAUAUGCCCGAGCCAGCCCAAGGGUACACUAAUAGACGAAGACAAACUUAUCCAGAGAUCAGAGGUCCAAAAAGCGCUAGUCCCUGCAGAAAUAACAUGUGCAAUUUCAAGCCUAAACCAGAUUUAGAAAGUAAUUGUUUGAAGCAAAGACAAGCAAGAAAGAGAACAAGUCCACCAUCUUCAGCAAACGCUAACUCAGAGAUAAACCGACCUAAUUCACAAGGAAGUCAGAAAUCAGCGCAAAGUAGAACGGGCAAUGUCAUUGCUGAUGAUGACCAAAACCAGGAUGCUCCUCAAGAAGUUUGUAUGCCUCAAGGUAUUAUAAGAUGUCACCCAAACUGUAAACAAAUACCACACCAAGGUUAUGGUCAAAGGCAAGCUGAGGAAAGUAACAAACCGAAAAUAAUUGUAAAAUGUCAAUGUCCCAAAGAUUUUGAUAAAGUAAAGUGUAUGUGUUUUGAUUCACAACCGUGUCCUUGCAAAUUGAUCAUUAAACCGUUCCAAAAUGUUAAUUUGGAUAGCUCGCUAGUUAGUAUAAAAGAGGAGCUAAGCCUUCUGGUGAAUGUCACGCUGUCAACGACUUCCACAUUGGGCGGAAAGGUUUCGUCACAUGUCGCAAAUGGUUCAAUACCAUAA
Messenger RNA from Arctia plantaginis, 10671 nucleotides. Lineage: Eukaryota; Metazoa; Arthropoda; Insecta; Lepidoptera; Erebidae. The record is from the annotation of a GenBank genome assembly.